Messenger RNA from Didymodactylos carnosus, 2612 nucleotides. Lineage: Eukaryota; Metazoa; Rotifera; Eurotatoria; Philodinida; Philodinidae. The record is from the annotation of a GenBank genome assembly.
CUUGCAGAUAAAUUGCCUUAUGUUCUUUAUAAGUGAAUCACAACUUGCUGUAUCUUUUGAAACGUAUAUCAGUCGUGAAGCCAGCAUUUCUGAGGAUGCCAAGAGAACAUCAUCAUUCCAGGCGUUGCGGCAUUUAUACUCAUACUGCCUGGCACGGUAACACUCCUUUUAAACUAAUUAGAUUUGAUGAGAAACAUGUUAAUGUGGAAGUAAGAAAUUACAUUAACCAACAAAAAAUUUUUAACCGUAAUUGUUCGUUUUUAUGUCACCUAUGUAUAAAUCAAAUACAAGAUAUAAUAAAUGAAUUAUCAUCGCCAUCACCUCCAAAACAGAGAAGGUUGAACAUUGAUAAUGACUAUGAAAUGAUGGUCAGAAAUCAUGAUGAUAAAACACAACAAGAUGAAACAAAUAAAUUAAACGAUGCAAUUGAUUUAAUAUGUGAAGCAUUAAAAACCAAUUCAUUAUCCAUUGAGCAAGAAAUGAAGUUAUUUUCGUCUUUUAGCGAGAACAUCAAAAUAAAAUGUAAAAAUGAUGAUAUUCUACGCACACUAUUAUUCAAUACAACACCACGAGCGUUCGCCACAUUAGAUGUUGCCACAUUUUUAAAAUAUAUUCCAAAUUCUAUUUUUUCAUUUCUUCAACAAUUAUUAAACAACAAUGAUGAUUUAAAUACAAUCGACGAUAAUACUGCACAACGUAUCAAUUACAGAACAUGUAAAAUUUACGAAUUAAUUUAUUCUGGAGUAAAUGGGUUUUGUAUUAUGCCAUUCUCAUUUACCGAAUCAUUGAUGAUACAUACAUUAACUGGUUCAAAACUGGCAUCCACAAUAUUAAGUCAAACACAAUCGAGUGGAAGUUACAAAACCAUAAAUCGAUGGUACAAAAAAUACGGGAAAAUCGAAAAUGAAGUACCAGAUGGGGAUAUAGAGUCAUCAUUUGAUAACAACCAGACUAUUUCCAAAACCUAUAAUAUAGUCAAUGAAAAAUCAUCUCUUUUAAGUAUAUGUACAACUGUUAUCCAUAGUAUUGUUAAACCAACAGUCGAUUUACAAGCAAAAAAUUUCACACUGAAUCAAUGGUGUAACGAAGCUAAAAUAGUCAAUAUCUGUAAUGACAUGAUCGUCGACAAUAAUUCAGUUGAAAUGAGCAAACAAUCAAUCAUGUCAGAAUUAUUAAAUCGUACUCCAGUUUUGAGAAAAUAUUUACAAAAGUUUAUUGAAUCUUUAACACUAAUAGUGGAACAACAGUUAGCUGUAAAUAAUAAGGCUACUGUUCGUUUAUCAAAUAUUUUCGAUAAUUUACCAUCAUUUCAUAAAAAUGAAAAACGCCAUGUCUCGAUCGGUGAACCAUACAUUAUUAAUCCUGCAUCGUACGAAAAUAUAUUACACAUAUUACGAGAUUUGAAAAAGCGAUGUACAGAAAAGAGCUCGAUUCGAAAGUGGAUUACAGUUACGGUAGAUGGUACACCUUAUUGCCUAGGUCAUAAAUUAUUAAUUAGUCAGUUAGAAUGUGAUUGUUGUGCCUUUAAAUGUACAAAGCAUCCUGACUUAAUACGACAUUUUGAAGACGAACAUAAACAAAUAGCUAAAUCGAAUGACAAAUUUUACUUUACUGAACUGAAUUGUCUAUUGUUACGUCCAGGAUUGGGUCAUAUAGAAAUGAAUUCAUGCCGAACAUUUAUGAACUUCAACUGUGACAUUUUCAUGUCUGCUUUAGGCGAAACAUUAAAAUUUAAGUCGGACCGGGCGAAAGCCUAUUUUCGUUCUUGUUCCGAUCAUCACAAAACAAUUGAUUCCUUAGCUGUCGCUCUGUACGGCAACACGUUUGAAUUAAUUUAUCAUCAUAUAAAUUCAUUUAAAAGAACAUCAACUAUAAAAUUUUUAUUUGAAACAUUGAUGAAAUGGUUAGAUAGUAAAACAACCAAUGUGAAUAUGAAAUUUUAUAGUCAAGUAACAUUGUUGUGGUUAUUCACGAUAUUUGCAUUUCGAUCUGCUACUCGAAAAAAUAACUAUCGAUUGUUAGACGAAACGAAAAAAUUACUGUCCAUAUUUUUUUUUACAAGCAAACAUCCAAAAUAUCAAUUUGUAAUGGUAAAUGAUUAUGUUCUACGUCAAAUUAUGCCAGACGAGCUACGACAGUUUUAUCGAGAGAAUGAUGCUUAUAGUACAAGUGGAAAUACUCAAGAGUGCGAAGGACUUGAUUUUGUUCUCGAAAAUUACAACAAGAAAAUCAAAAAUUUACUGCCACCGGGACAACCGUCUGCUGAAACAUGGUUGAAUAUCAAUCAUAAUUUUGAUCUUUUGAGCGACAUACGUAAAAAUGCUUUUAACAAUUUGAAUUUAAAUAAACAAAAUAAUCAGACAAGGCAAAAACACAAUUUAUGCAGUGAAAUAGAGAACUGGCGUGUUCAAGUAAGAAAAAGUGGUGUUUUUAAACAAAAAGAACUAUGUGGUUUGGAUGGUACAGUAUUGAACAAGCGUUAUCAACAAUUCCUGACUCAAUCACUGUCAAAUCAAUCAAUAUACUUAAAACGUUAUUCAGAAGAACAUUUUCAUUUAUCAAAUAAGACAUGUGCGGGUCUAGAAUAUAUGAGUGACAGUGAUGAUCAGUAA